Xenopus tropicalis (tropical clawed frog) is the source of this 5382-nucleotide messenger RNA. Lineage: Eukaryota; Metazoa; Chordata; Amphibia; Anura; Pipidae. The record is from RefSeq and is a predicted model, not a curated record.
CUCUGUUUCUCUGCAUUCCUUAUCAGGGGUUACGAAAUCUGGGGGAUUAAAAAGCAAGGUCUGCCAGUGUGCUAACUCAUUUGGCUCAGGGACAGACAGACUAAGAAGCAACUGAGCACAGAAACUGCAGUUACCUUCAUGUAAACUCAAAAUGUCUUUAACUGGAUAUCUCCAAGUGUAUAUCACUGCCCUGUGCUGUAUUGCUAUAGGAGCACAAGCUCCCUGUGACAGACCAGAACGUACAGCUGAAGAGGAACUCCAAGGCACCUGGGACAAGGACUCAUACAAUCAUGGAACAAUAGCGUCAUAUAUUUGCCGGCCAGGAUACAGCCGACUUGGCGCUAUCAAAAAGCAAUGCGACAAUGGAAAAUGGAUAUACUUAGCAAGAGGGCUAUGCAAAAAAAAAUCAUGUGGUCAUCCAGGAGAUAUCCCUAAUGGUUCAUUUGAGCUUGACGGGGAGAACGAGUUUGUGUUUGGAGUUAUUGUUACAUAUAGCUGUGACAGUGGAUAUCACAUGGUUAGCAAAGUAACUACCCGAACAUGUACUGCAAAUGGAUGGAGUAACUUUCUUCCUAACUGUGAAGCUAAAAAUUGCCCUCCCGUGGAACUUACAGAGGGUGUUGAAAUAGUGUCUUCCUAUGAUGAUGAAUACACUGUUGGAAAAGUAAUACGUUUUCAGUGUAAGAAUCCAAAAUUUAAGCUAAAUGGUGUUGCUGAGAUUUUCUGCACAUCAGAGGGAGACUGGAAUGCUCCUCCUCCAGAAUGUGAAGAAAUAAAAUGCAGUGCACCAGUGCUUCCUAAUGGAAGAAUAAAUGCGCGGAAAGAAACCUACUAUUUAGAUGAUAAAUUACUUUACGUUUGUAAUGGAAACUACAAGAAAGAAAGGAGCAUAGAUCCAGUAUGUACUAAAAAUGGAUGGGCACCGGAGCCUACUUGUAAUGAAAUAACUUGCACAGCUGACUAUGUGCCAAAUGGUAGUGUUAAGAAUAAGAAGAUUAUGUACAGAUUGGGAGAUACCAUUGAAUUGGAAUGUAAAUAUGGAUUUGUUCUCGACAAACCAGAUGAACCUCGAAUAUGCACAUUGAAUGGGUGGUCUCUUCCCCUGACAUGUGUGGAUAAAAUCUGUGACAGACCUUUUAUACAAAAUGGAAGACUUUAUUCGGAAAUGAAUUUCCCUUCACGAAGAAAUACUGAGCUUUGGUAUAUUUGCAAUGAUAACUUUGAUCCACUAGACAAAAUAUAUUACUCUUGGUCCAGAAGAUACUAUGGCAAAUCUAUAUGCACAGAAAAUGGAUGGGAUCCUAAACCAAAAUGUUUUGCAUUAUGUUGGGAUAGUUCUGCACGAGUGGAUUAUGCUGAUAUUUAUCAUACUAAGCGUCGCUAUAUGGAAGGAGAAAGAGUUAAAUUCCAAUGUUAUGGAGACAGAAGAACUGAAGAUGGAAGAAAUGGUGGGGAUAUUGAGUGUCUACCCAACCACAAGUUUUCCGAAGCCAGAUGCCUUAAAUCUUGCAUGAUUGAAUCUGUAAGUCACGGAAGAUAUAUUCCAAAUAAAAAGAUGUUUGAGCAUGGAGAAUCCUUAGUCUAUGAAUGUGAUGAAGGAUACAGGAGUACAAAAAACACAAGGUUUGAUUCUGCUACGUGUCCUUGGACAUCUCCUCCCCGGUGUGUUGAAACCACUUGUCACAUAGAAGAAUUAAAUGAGGAAUAUAAAGCUGGAGAUGUUGUUCAGUUUGCUUGUUCACGUGGCUAUGAAUUAGUAGGCCAAGAAGUCAGUCAAUGCUAUUACUAUGGCUGGAGCCCAGAACUGCCUACCUGCAGAGAUGACUAUUCUGGACAGGUAAAUCGGUACAGACUAAUUACAAAGAAGCAAGUGGAUCUCAGUGUGUGUGCACCUGCUCCCAAACCACCACGCUCCCAGGAUUCAGAAAUAGGAAAUAUCACCUAUCAUAAUGACAGUACUGUUGAGAUAAGGUGUGCUUCACAGUAUCGAGCCCUUGGAUCAAAAUCCAUCAAAUGCGAGAAUGGUAAAUGGCAGUCACCUCCUCAAUGUAUUGAAUUUGGUUACUGUAACCAACCACCUAUAAUUGAAAAUGGAAACAUUACAACAGAGAAACAAUAUUAUUCAAAUGGUGAUGUGGUGAAGUACCAGUGUAACCCAGGAUAUGAAAUAAGUGGGUCAAGCGAAAGUUUGUGCUUCUCCCAACAGUGGACAGGACCUCCUGUUUGUAAAGGUAAAUCAUGUGACCAACCUCCAGACAUUGAGAAUGCAGUUGUUAGUGGAUUGAAACAACAGUACAAACAUGGUGAAAGUGCCAAAUAUACAUGUCAGGCUGGAUACACAAUAUCUGAAGAUGUUCAAGCUAAAUGUGUGGAAGGGAAAUGGAGAAAUGUUCCCAAAUGCCUUUCUACAUCUUGUGAAUCAGCUCCAGAAAUAUCCAAUGCCGUGCUACUGAAUAAGAAGAAUAAUUACAACUCGGGGGACAGAGCCUUUUUUAGAUGUAACACAGGUUAUGUUUUUAACAUGGGUCAAAAUUCUGCAAUUUGUAAAAAUUCUCAGUGGAAAGAACUGCCAGAAUGUAGAAGAGAAGGACAGAGCUGUGGGCCUCCCCCUGUGGUACAGUUUGGGGACACCCUACAAACUACAGAACGUACCAAUAAACAUGGCACAGUAAUGACUUAUAAGUGUCCAGAAUAUUACAUACGAGAAGGAAACAAAGAGGUUGUAUGUAGGAAUGGAAAAUGGGAUGAUCCACCAAUCUGUAUAGAGCCCUGUACUGUUUCAGAAAGAGACCUGAAAGCUAACAAUAUUCAACUGAAAUGGACAAGUGAUAAAAAACUCUACAGCCGCCAUAGCGAGUGGAUUGGAUUUACAUGCUUAGAUGGCUAUGAAAUAUCUGAAGAGAAGUUGUUAAGAAUACAGUGCAAUCGAAGUGUCCUCCCCUAUCCUAAGUGUAUUAAAAGAGGGUCUUGUUUAUUAUCACUUACUGUUAUGGAGGAAAAUAAUGUAUUUGUAAACGGAAGCACUGAAAUUGAAGAUGGCAAAACAGUUACGUUUCUGUGUAAGGAAGGAUGGAUUCCAACAGAUACACUGACUCAAGAAUGCGUUAAAAGAGAGAUAAAGUAUCCAAACUGUAGCAGAGCUGGUAAUUGCACUUUUCCAGAUAAAAUAACAGAUGGGAAUGUUAUAAUUGAAGCACAAGAUGGCAAAAGCUUCUUUUCAGGUUCUUCUUUAAAAGUGAAAUGCAGAGAGGGAUUUGCAACAGUUGGACCCCCUUUCAUUACAUGCAAUAACUCUAAGUGGAUUAAUCUACCAAUGUGUGCUAGACAAUGUCAAGUUUCCCUACCAGAGCUUGAAACUAAUCAUUUGAAACUGGAAUCAGCUAAUGAUGUUGAUGGAAUUUACACACAUGGUAACAAAUUAAAUGUUCAGUGCAAGUCUGGUUAUAGCUCUAAACAAAAGGCUCCUUUGAGGGCAAGCUGUACAAAUGGAAACUUUAUGUAUCCACAGUGUUCUCAAACAAGUUCAUGUACAAUCUCCAUAAAUGAUCUUGGAGAAAAUAAAAUAGAAUUACUCCGACCUUAUGAUGCAAAUAAGGAAUAUCCCCAUGGCACUCAAUUCAGGGUUAAAUGCCAAACUAACUAUGUUUUACCUCCACAAAAACAGCGUACCGCCACAUGUGAUAAUGGAAAUAUUAACUAUCCAAAGUGUUAUUCUAUAAACCGUUGCCGAAUAUCUCAAGAACAACUGGACGAAAAUGACUUGGAACUAGAUUCAAAGGAUGAAGAUUCAGUCUAUUUUGAAGAUGGUGAACUUAUCCAAUUUAACUGUAAGACUGGUUUCAUUAGCAGUACAGGCACUGUGGGUCUCUGUGCAAAAACACAAAUUACCUAUCCAAGAUGCACUGAACCACGUUCAUGUACAAUCUCCAUUAACGAUCCUGGAAAAAAUAAAUUAGAUCUACUCCGACCUAAUGAUAUUAGUAAAGAAUAUCCACAUGGCACUCAAUUCCAGUUCAAAUGCAAAGCUAGCUAUGUUUUACCUCCACAAAAACAGCUUAAUGCUAUAUGUGAUAAUGGGAAUAUUAACUAUCCAAGGUGUUAUUCUAUAAACCGUUGCCGAAUAUCUCAAGAACAACUGGAUGAAAAUGUGUUGGAACUUGAUUCAGAUGAUGAAUAUUUAGUCUAUUAUGAAGAUGGUGAACUUAUCCAGUUUAAAUGUAAAGCUGGUUUCAUUAGCAGUACUGGCACCGUGGGGCUCUGUGCAAAAACACAAAUUACUUAUCCAAGAUGCACUGAGGCCUGUGAGUAGAAUUCCAACUGCUGCUUACUACUGUAAGCUCUGGGGGGCAACCCUUUAUUCAUGUUGCUUUUAGGACUUAAGUUAUCCAUCAGUACGUUUCACAUUAAGAUGCUUAUUUCAAACUGUGAUAGUUUUCAAAGUUCCAAGUUGGCUUAGUUCAUGAGAAGGAAAUAAUGCUACUUUUUUGGUAGGCCAGUUCAUGGUCCCUCAAACUACUGGGGGACCGAACUAUAUUCAUCUGGAAUAAAAUAAAAAUACAAUUUUGAAUAAAAAUAUAUCAUGCAUAUAAGGAACAAAAAUAGUUACAGACAUUAAGGGGAAGAUUUAGCAAAGUGUGAAAUUAGAAAUCACUACAGAAAAUCUCACCCACUUUCUAUGCAUUCCUAUGGGAUUUUUAGAAGUGUUUUUAUAAAAUGGUGAACUCUGACUUUCACCCACUGAUAAAUACACUUCAAAAAUCUCAGUUUUUUCUAUGGUGAAAUCUAAUUUUACACUUUGUUAAAUCUGCCCCCAAGGAAGAGCCACCAUUUGCCUCAAUAGUCAAUUUUUUAGGUACUUACAACACACCCAGUUUCCUGGUAGGGCAAUAGAAAUAGCUUAAACUGCUCUCAAGGUAUACCCGUGCAAUAAAGGUCUUGGUCAUAUACUAUUCCAUGGCAGGAUUGUCCUGAUACACUUGCUAGAGUCAAGGAAACAUGGUUUAGAUGUGCCAGUGUUUGAGGAUGUGGAUAGAUGCAUUUAAACAAGUCCCGGAUUUGCAUCCAAGACUUUAGAUUUUCCAAAUAUCCCCCCUUUGAAAGUCUGCCUUCUUGGUAUAAAGAAUAAUAUAGGACUGAGACAAUGUGUAAACUUUGCUAUUGCCGGCUCCUAUACUAUGCCAAUACCACCAUCUACUUGACAUAUAUAGCAAGAGACUGCUCCAAUAGGUUUAAAACAAUUUUUGGUUAAAUGGAUUUUUGAAGCAAAAUUAAUCUAGAAGUCUUGAAGAUCUAUGAUCCACAGGCUUUAUUAGCUACUUUCCUAUCACUCUCUUUCCUUCCUGCACUUUCAUACUCAAUAUAUGUAGAAAGUUAAAAAACUUG